This is a messenger RNA of Acanthosepion pharaonis, 726 nucleotides long. The record is from the annotation of a GenBank genome assembly. Lineage: Eukaryota; Metazoa; Mollusca; Cephalopoda; Sepiida; Sepiidae.
AUGUGUAUAAGGCCAAGAUUUUCGAGUAUUUUAAGUUUUCUUUCUUGUCCGUUUUCCUUAUUAUCUUUUCAUUUCAUUCUUUCUUUCUUUCUUUCUUUCUUCAUUUUCACAAUAACUUUUCAUCGUCAUCUCUCUCUCUCUCUCACUCUCUCUCUCUCACUCUCUCUCUCUCUAUCUGUUUAUCUCUUUCACUCUCUAUCUUUCUUUCUCUUUCACACUCUCUCUCUCUCUCUAUCUAUCUAUCUGUCUUUAUCUCUCUCUGUCUCUUUCACUCUCUCUCUCUCACUUUCUCUCUAUCUCUUUCACUCUCUCUUUUUCACUCUUUAUCUCUAUCUCUUUCACUUUAACUCUCUCUAUCUCUUUAUCUCUUUCACUCUCUCUCUCUCUCUAUCUCUCUCUAUCUUUCAUUCUCUCACUUUCACUAUCUCUCUAUCUAUCUUUAUCUCUCUCUGUCUCUUUCACUCUAUCUCUUUCACUUUCUCUCUCUAUCUCUCUCUAUCUCUUUCACUCUCUCUCUCCUUCACUCUCUCUAUUCCACUCUCUCUAUAUAUAUCUCUCUACCUCUUUCACUCUCUUUCUCUCUCUCUAUAUAUAUAUAUCUUUCACUCUCUUUCACUCUCUCUCUCUCUUUCACUCUAUCUCUUUCACACACACACACACACAAACACUCUCUCUCUCUCUCUCUUUCUCUCUCCCAGAGCCAAAAAACGUUGUGUACUCAGUUAA